UAGUUACCCACAUCGGAGCACAAUCCCUUUCCCCCGAGUCCGAACUCAAAGGCCACCAUAGAAACGGAGAAGACGGAGAAGCGUCACCUCCCGUGCUCCUUCCAUGGCGGCAUCUCUUUUCCUCUCUCUCCUCCCCGCACACAAGCUCCCUUCUAAUUCUACCCCUGUCCUUACGAGGAGGACGGCAAACAAGAAGCAGAAGAGCAAUUGUAUCUGCCCAAUAUCCGCCUCCUCGUCCUCCUCCUUCCGCAACGGGAGCCCGUCAGAGACGGACUGUCCGGUGCCUCUGGAUCAGCAGCCGGUGAACGAGUACCAGUCCCUCUCAACCUCCCUCCCCUUCUCCUGGGCCACCGCCGACCUCCGCCUCUACUCCUCCCGCCUCGCCCUCACCGGCGCCUCCUUCGCCCUCAUCGUCGGCCUCCCCGUCUCCGCCUUCGGAACCGGCAGCCUCUCCGACCCCCGCUGCGCCCUCGGGGUCGUCUCCGCCGGUCUUCUCGCCGUCACGCUCGCCGUCCUCCGGAUGUACCUCGGAUGGGCUUACAUCGGCAACCGCUUGCUCAGCGCCACUGUCGAGUAUGAGGAGACGGGAUGGUAUGAUGGUCAGAUAUGGGUGAAGACCCCUGAAGUUUUAGCUCGCGAUCGUCUUCUAGGUUCAUUUUCUGUGAAACCCGUGUUAAGCAGAGUGAAGCUUACUUUAAUAGGUCUCGCGAUCUCCUUAGUCGCAUGUGCCUUCCUUUUCAUCAAUAUCGAAAACCCAAGGGAUACAUCAAAGGAUUCUGGGGAGCGAACUGUAGCUGGGGCAUACAGUGAUGAAUCUGCAAGGUCAUUUGAGCCGGACGCAUUCUGCGAUUUCAUUCGGAUCCGACCCAUCGUCACGAAGGUUCGCCGCUCUCACGCUUUUAUUCCACGAUCGUGCCGUCCUGCAAAUCCGUCAGCAUCUCCUCCUCCUCGUCUUGAUGCUGGACUUCGUGGUUCAUCGGAACCACCCGCUUGCCUUCUUCUCCGAGUUUUUCUUUCCCUACCCGCUUCUGUGAUGGCGAGUAGAUUGUGGAGGAUGUAUGCCGACCGGCAGUUCUACAAAUGGGAAAAGACAGUCCUUUGGGAUAUGAUCGAGCCAUAUAGGCGUCCCAAAUCCUUCACCCCUCUUAUCUCGAUCUAUGUCGCUGCCUUCUACACAGGGGUUAUCGGAUCCGCCAUUACCGAGCAGCUUUAUAAGGAAAAAUACUGGGAAGAACAUCCAGGUGAAGCGGUGCCUAUCAUGAGGCCAAAAUUCUAUUGGGGCCCUUGGAAGGUGUAUCAAGGAGGGGAACUUCCUCCAAAUAUGUGAACUUAAUAGUUUCAUGGAUCGUCUUGAUAUUUGGAGUAGAUGGACGCUGCAAGCUGAUUGUGGUUGCAGAUUGGCGUGAUAAUGGUCUUCACUGGUACAAAAGUUCAACUAGAUUUGUCUUGUAUUGUUCAUUUCACAUUUAUGUUUAUGUAUGUACACAUUAAUAGGACCAACUUUAGGACUUCAACAUGAACCUGAAGACCCCGAGAAUCCAAGUACUUCUAUA
Messenger RNA from Musa acuminata AAA Group (dessert banana), 1553 nucleotides. RefSeq lists its product as uncharacterized. Lineage: Eukaryota; Viridiplantae; Streptophyta; Magnoliopsida; Zingiberales; Musaceae. The record is from RefSeq and is a predicted model, not a curated record. The coding region runs from base 104 to 1327 and encodes 407 amino acids. The transcript has 7 exons.